Messenger RNA from Prunus armeniaca (apricot), 2109 nucleotides. Lineage: Eukaryota; Viridiplantae; Streptophyta; Magnoliopsida; Rosales; Rosaceae. The record is from the annotation of a GenBank genome assembly.
AUGACUUUACUUAUUCCUGGACCUAAGGGUCCAUGCCAUGACAUUGAUGUAUACAUGAGGCCAUUGAUAGACGAAUUGCGAACAUUGUGGGAAAUUGGUGUUGAAACGUAUGAUAUACAUGCAAAGCAAAAUUUUCAGAUGAGAGCUGCACUUCUUUGGACUAUCAAUGAUUAUCCAGCAUAUGCAUACAUGUCAGGUUGGAGUACGUCUGGUAAAUUGGCAUGCCCAUAUUGUGCAUCUGAUACUUCGCAUCGUCGGUUAUCUCGUGGGUCUAAAACAUGUUAUUUGGGUCAUAGAAGAUUUUUACCGUCUGACCAUGUAUGGCGUAAUCAACGAAGACAAUUUGAUAAUACAAGGGAAAUAAGACUUGCACCCAAGAGACCAUCUGGUGAUGAUGGCACACCUCCCGAGCCAUUAACCGGAGAAGAAGUGUUGCAUAUGGUUGAAGAUGGUGACAGAGUUUGUUGGAAGAAGAAAUCAAUAUUCUUUGAUCUCGAGUAUUGGAAAUACCUUCCUGUGAGGCAUGUCCUAGAUGUUAUGCACAUUGAGAAGAAUGUUUGCGAUAGUAUCAUUGGUACAUUGCUGGAGAUUCCUGGAAAAAAUAAAGAUGAGAUUGCUGCUCGAUUAGAUUUAUUGAACAUGGGGGUCAAAACUGAUUUGCAACCCGAGUAUGGAGAAAGACGUACUCGUUUGCCUCUUGGGCCUUGGAAUUUGUCAAGAGUAGAGAAGAGAGAGGUUUGCAAUUCUUUCUAUGGUAUGAAGGUCCCUGAAGGUUAUUCUUCAAAUAUAAAAAAUCUUGUAUCUUUACAAGAUUCAAGACUUCUUGGCCUUAAAUCACAUGAUUGUCAUACCUUAAUGCAACAAUUGCUCCCUGUGGCAAUUCGUUCUGUUUUGGAGAAGCCUGCAAGGUAUGCAAUAACUCGUUUGUGCUUCUUCUUCAAUGCUAUAUGUGCAAAGACUGUUGAUGUUUCCAAGCUAGAUAAGUUGGAAGAAGAUGUAGUAGUUACUUUGUGUUUGCUUGAGAAGUACUUUCCCCCUUCAUUCUUUGAUAUCAUGGUUCAUCUAGUAGUACAUCUUGUCAGAGAAGUUCGUCUAUGUGGGCCAGUAUAUUUUAGAUGGAUGUAUCCGUUUGAAAGAUAUAUGAAAGUGCUAAAGGGGUAUGUUCAGAAUCGUACUCGUCCCGAAGGUUGCAUUGCUGAGCGGUAUAUAGCUGAAGAAGCUGUAGAGUUUUGUACUGAGCAUUUAUCUGAUGUUAGUACAGUUGGAGUGCCUUCAAGCCAAAAGAUGGGAGUUUCAAAGCCAUUAUCAGGUUGCACAGUGAGCGUAGUUGAUCGAGACCUGUUGAACCAAACACAUCUAUAUGUCUUGGAGAAUACGGAGGAAGUCCUACCUUAUAUCGAGCAACAUAUGAUCCACAUCAAGACCGCUUAUCCAAAAUUUAGAAAGAGAACAAAGUGGCUGCAGGAUAAGCACAAUAGCACUUUCAUUCAAUGGCUACGCUUCAAGGUUCAAAGUGAACUUAAUAAGGAAGACAAUCAUGGCGUAUCAGAAAAUUUAAGGUGGCUAGCAGCUGGUCCAAACAUGGCAGUGCCAUUAUAUAGGAGCUAUCUUAUUAAAGGUAUUAAAUUCAACAUCAAGGCACAAGAUGAUGUGCAGACAACUCAAAAUAGUGGAGUUUAUUUACUUGCACAUACUAUGCAAGUUGCUAGUGCCAAUGAUAAAAACCCAAUUCUCUCAAAUAUGGGUUUCUAUGGUGUCAUUCAAGAAAUUUGGGACCUUGACUACCAAAAGUUUACAAUCCCAGUCUUUAGGUGUGAUUGGAUAGAUAGUACUUCUGGUCUUGUAGUGGACGAACUUGGAUUUACCCUUGUAGAUUUGAGUAAAAUUGGACAUAUGAAUGACCAAUUUGUUUUGGCUUCUCAAGUCAAACAAGUAUUUUUUGUUGACGACCCGAUGCAUCGUGGUUGGUCGGUAGUGUUAUCAAUGUCUAAUAGAGAAUAUAAUGAUGUUAUUGGUGAUGAUGUCUUAGGUGAUGUGAGAAUUGAAUGUGAGCCAUUUACUAGAGGGAUGCCAAAUGUUGACACAUUUGAUGAAGUGGUGGUGAGUUAG